Messenger RNA from Oncorhynchus tshawytscha (Chinook salmon), 3010 nucleotides. It is a transcript of the gene cyth3b, whose product is annotated as cytohesin 3b. The record is from RefSeq and is a predicted model, not a curated record. The coding region runs from base 385 to 1569 and encodes 394 amino acids. Gene Ontology annotation, biological process: regulation of ARF protein signal transduction. Gene Ontology annotation, molecular function: guanyl-nucleotide exchange factor activity. Lineage: Eukaryota; Metazoa; Chordata; Actinopteri; Salmoniformes; Salmonidae. The transcript is spliced from 13 exons.
GUACAGUGAAAUCUGCCUGUCUGUCUAGUGGAGAAGCGGAGUCGUGGAGCUCGGAUGGGAUAGCCUACUCUCCCGAUGCUAGUGGAGUGAAGGUGUAUCUGUCGGAUAAUAUGCUACCGAUCACUCUAGAAAAAAGACGUCGCCGAUUCAGUUCCAUCUGAAAUAGGCUACACUGGUGACGGAUAUCCAAGCGGAUUGCCUCGUGAUUCCAGCAUUGAUGGCAAGAAAAUAAUUAUUCCCCAAAACAAGACGCGGCUUCUGUGGUCAACCUGUCUGCGAAAGCACAAAUUAAAACGCGCAUUUCAAUAAUUUACCCCACAUUCAUACAACAAGUUUCAGCGAUCUUACUUGUUUUUUUGGACCUUUGCAUUUUCCCCUUCAGCCAUGGACGAAGACAAUCAAGUACCUGAAGACCUUUCCUUGGAAGAGAGAGAUGAGCUGUCAAACAUACGACGCAGGAAAAAAGAGCUACUGGAUGACAUUGAGCGGUUGAAGUUUGAGAUUGCAGAGGUGAUGACUGAGAUCGAGCAGCUAACCUGCGUGGGAGAGAGUAAAACAACACAAAGAAAUAAACAGAUCGCCAUGGGAAGGAAGAAAUUCAACAUGGACCCCAAAAAGGGGAUCCAGUUUCUGUUGGAGAACGACCUUCUCCAGCACACUCCUGAGGACGUAUCCCAGUUCCUCUACAAAGGAGAGGGCCUCAACAAAACUGUCAUAGGGGACUACUUAGGAGAGAGGGACGACUUCAACCUCAAGGUGUUGCAGGCAUUCGUAGACCUUCAUGAGUUUGCAGAUCUCAACCUCGUACAGGCUUUACGACAGUUUCUGUGGAGUUUCAGACUGCCUGGUGAGGCUCAGAAGAUCGAUCGUAUGAUGGAGGCCUUCGCUUCGCGGUACUGCUCCUGCAACCCUGGUGUCUUCCAAUCCACAGACACAUGUUAUGUCCUGUCCUUCGCCAUCAUCAUGUUGAAUACCAGCCUCCACAACCCCAACGUCAGAGACAAGCCCCCCGUAGAGAGAUUCAUCUCCAUGAACAGAGGCAUCAACGAGGGAGGAGACCUGCCAGAGGACCUACUCAGGAAUCUCUAUGAGAGCAUUAAGAGUGAACCCUUUAAGAUCCCAGAGGAUGAUGGGAACGACCUAACUCACACGUUCUUCAACCCAGACAGAGAGGGAUGGCUGCUCAAACUGGGGGGAAGAGUGAAGACCUGGAAGAGAAGGUGGUUCAUUCUGACAGACAACUGCCUGUACUACUUUGAGUACACAACAGAUAAGGAGCCUCGUGGGAUCAUCCCCUUAGAGAACCUCAGUAUCAGAGAGGUGGAGGAACCCAGGAAACCAAACUGCUUCGAGCUCUACAACCCCAACCACAAGGGUUCGGUGAUCAAGGCGUGUAAGACGGAGGCGGACGGCCGGGUCGUCGAGGGCAACCACACGGUGUACAGGAUAUCGGCGCCCACGACUGAGGAGAAGGAGGAGUGGAUCAAGUCCAUCAAGGCGAGCAUCAGCAGGGAUCCCUUCUAUGAUAUGUUGGCCACCAGGAAAAGACGGAUUGCCAACAAGAAGUGAGCAGGGACACCCCUCAUCCCAGGACAUCCCAAACUGGGACACCCCUCAUCCCAGGACAUCCCAAACUGGGACACCCCUCAUCCCAGGACAUCCCAAACUGGGACACCCCAAACCCCCUUUCCUCAGCCCACCAAUCCUCUUCCCCAGACAGACCUUACUCAUGAAGUUAAACACCCCUUCCACCCUCCCUCCCUCCCCCCCCCCCCCCCCUCCCUCCACUCCCACGGACAGACUCCACUCAUGAAGUUCCCUCCCUACUAUCCCUCUCCCCCAAGGCCCCCAGAGCCCAACUUGUCACUAGAGAGAUGAUGGCCAACCAAAGAUAGCCAUCUGACCCUUCAGACCCUGAUAGAACUCGCACCCGGUCUUGAAGACAACGAGGACAGUCUCCGGUCUUGAAGACAACCCCCGUCCCCAUUCUGGACACUUCCCCAGCCCUGGCUGCAGUACCAGGGGCUGGAGUUACAGGGACAUGACGUCCCAGGACUAAAGCAGAGGACCAACACAGGGAGACAUCCCUCUAUAGGACCAGUGUGGUUCAGCCACACUACAGAUUACCGAGGGAAGCCAGUGGGAUGUAUUAACAUGUAUUAACACACAUUCUCUGUCUCUCUCAUCUCUUUACUCCCCCAUACUGCCCUCCUGUGUUCCCCACAUUCGUUCUGAUUACGUCCAUGUGUUUCUAGCAGGGGUUGGAGCAGAAAUUAUUACCCAAUCGUUCCAUUCCGAGCAGAAACCCUAUUUUUUUCAUUCCGUUCCAGUGUUCCGACCAGAAAAUACAGUUCUGAACCAGUUCCAACCAUCAAAAAGUAACAGCUUAUAUAUAUCAUUUUCAUAAAAUGUUUAACCUGUGAAAUCAACAUGUAUUUAGCAAAUUUUUACUCCAACAAUUUUUACUCCACCAAUUAGUGCCGAUAGAGCAGCUUGCUAUGGAACGGGUUAGAUUGUUGUUUACAUUUUUAUUUGGUCACAUAAGUGCAGGUGUGAGAUGCGACUUAUUUAAAUGUAAUGGGUGGGGCAAGAGUGAGAGAGAGGGGUGGACAUGGAGGGGGCUUGGCUUGAAGCUCUAAACAUCAUAACAGGUCUUGAAUUAGAAUGAGUGUAGGGUAUUACUAGCCUUAUACACCGAAUUACAGAAUAUUAUAUACUAGAAUUUAUAUUUAUUUAUUUUUGGAACUCAAAAGAACAUUGGUUCUCAAGAUUUGAAAACAGUUAAGGGUUAUGUUAUGUUCCAGAACACUAGGGAUCACUUUUGUACAUGGUUCUGUUUCUGUUCCUCAAAACAUGCAUUUAUUUUUCUGUUCUGUUCCCUGAACUGGUUCCAACCCCUGCUUUCUAGGUCUUCUGCAUUUGGGCGACUUGAAAAGCAAAACUGCAAUUUUUCACAUACACAUGCAUGUAUGUCUGUUUAUAGAUAUACCAUAAAGUGCAUUUAGAAGUG